Molecule: messenger RNA, 1676 nt
Organism: Cajanus cajan (pigeon pea)
Lineage: Eukaryota; Viridiplantae; Streptophyta; Magnoliopsida; Fabales; Fabaceae
Product: zinc finger protein ZAT5
Source: RefSeq, a predicted model, not a curated record
UUGUUAGUAACACUUCCAAGGUUGGAAACGCAAGGAAGAUUUUGGUGACAGACCACUUGGGUGUAGCUGUUAUAAGACGGCUUCAAACUCAUUUGUUGCCAUUCACUACACACAUAUAUUUAACUACCUCACUCAUCCUACUCACAUAUGCAUCACUUUCUCUCUCUCUCUUACCUUUUUUCACAUAUCAAACCCUUCUCUCCUCACUCUCCUUCUACGUCUUUCAUUCACCAUAACUUUCUUAAUUUCUCAGAUUCAGAUUGUGAUGGACAUGGAAGGCUUCGAUUCUAAUUCUACCCACAACAUAGCCAAGGGCAAACGUACCAAAAGGAUGAGGCUUUUGUCUGGUGUCGCCGCCACCACCACCACUGUUGCCACCACCAUGACCAUGACGUCUAGCUGCUCUAGCGCCAACUCCACCACCACUUAUGAGAGUGAAGAGGAAGACAUGGCAAAUUGCUUGAUUCUCUUGGCCCAAGGAGGGGAAUCUCAUCCUCAUCAUCAUAAUCAUCAUCAUAAUCAUCAUCAUCAUCAUCAUCAUCAUCAUCAUGACAAGCAACAACAUGUUGAAGAUCAUGAUCUUGAUAAGGUUAAUAACAACAACCUUAUCAUGACUAGUGCUGUCGCCACCACCACUACUGCUAAUACCAAAGUUGGUUUUUACGUUUAUGAGUGCAAAACGUGUAACCGAACGUUCCCUUCGUUUCAAGCGCUAGGAGGGCAUAGAGCGAGUCACAAAAAGCCGAAGGUUGUGGGUGAAGAGAAAAAGGCAGCAGCGUCUGAAUUGGCACACAUGAAUGUUGUUAGCAAUUGUGAUCGGUUUGAGGAGGCAAAUAAUGUUAAAAGUGGUCCUGAAAUUUCCCUUCAAUUGGGUCAUGGAAACAACAAGGGUAAGAUUCACGAGUGUUCCAUUUGUGGCUCUGAAUUCACAUCGGGGCAAGCAUUGGGUGGGCACAUGAGGAGGCAUAGGGCAUCCACAAACACCAACAACGGUGUUGUUGUGGACACAACAAGUUGCAACAACACUGCUCCGACAAGGAAUGUCUUGCAAUUGGAUCUUAACCUCCCGGCGCCGGAAGACGAUCUCCGGGAGCCUAAGUUUCAAUUUCCGGCCACGCAGGUGGCUUUGGUAGAUUGUCAUUAUUAGGCCAGGGUGGGAACUGGGAAGGAAUUAAUUGGAAUUUCAAAGAGUUAUUAUUAUUUUGAUUUUGAUAUCAAUGUGAAUUAUUAUUACCCUUAUUUUUUAUUUACAAAUUAAUAUUCCUAAUCAUCGAUUCUUUGGAUUAUAUAUUGAAAAUUCGACCCUUUGGUUUAUUAAUAAUUCCCAUUUUGAUAUAUGGGAUGGAUCUACUUGUUGAAGUUGGAAUACUUUGAGUAAGUAAGUGGUUAGUGUUGAUGGGUUGCCUUUCAUUCACGGAAAGGGAGUGAUCGUUCAUAAGGCAUCUUUUAUUUUAAUUAAUUAUUUUUUGGGUGUAUGUGUAGUGUGGAGUUAUAGUUUUGUGGUAAGGCAAGAGUGCAAUGAAAUGGAAUGGCAUGGGAUGGAGAUGGGGAUGGAUAUGGCUAGCUAGGGUUUGGGUUUGGCAUCACCACGACCACAACCAAAAGUCAUGGAUUAGGUUCCCUUUGUGUGCUUUCGAUUUUAUUAUAAUAAAGCUAAAAGAUCUCUUUCUCACUCA